Molecule: messenger RNA, 818 nt
Organism: Eublepharis macularius
Lineage: Eukaryota; Metazoa; Chordata; Lepidosauria; Squamata; Eublepharidae
Product: C-type lectin domain family 5 member A-like
Exons: 7
Coding region: 88-666 (192 amino acids)
Source: RefSeq, a predicted model, not a curated record
UGAGUGCGAGAGAAAGCCAGGUCCUUUUUUCACAGCAGAAAAUAGAAGGGUGGACCUCGGGAUAUCAGCAGAGAAAGAUCGGUCAAUAUGGGCUGGCGAUGUGCAGCCCCUGGGCUCAUCGUCGUAUUGGUCAAACUUACAGGGACGUCCCUCUUUCUUGCUUUUGUUCCACAGAUAUUCCCUGGAGGGAACUUCAGUUUUGCUCCUGAGGAGAAUUGCACAGUUCUACAGACCACUCAAAGCCUGCCUCAGAGACCCACUGCCCAUCCCUCGGAAGUCACAACUACAGCCAGAGUUCAGGUUCAACAGCUAAGGUGGGAAAGUUAUGGAGAGAAAAGUUACGGCUUUUCUGAAGAGAUGCUCGAAUGGAGCGCCAGCCGAAUGGAAUGCUUGGACCACAGCUCCGACCUAGUGAUCAUCAAGGACAGAAAAGAAAUGGAAUUUCUUCGUAAUAAAACAAGGGCUGCUGAUUAUUUCAUUGGAUUAGAAUAUUCAGUAGAAGGCAAUAAAUGGCUUUGGCUCGAUGGCACCGAAACCAAGGGGAACCUAUUUACUAUGAAGCCAAACAAGGUGGACAUAGACUGUGCAACACUCAGAGGAGGAGAAGUGAGUCCAACAUCAUGUCACCAGAGAAGCCACUGGAUCUGUGAAAAGAGGAAUGGGUAAUCUAGCAGAAGUCCAAAGCACCAACGGAACAGCAGAAGCGGCAUGGCCAUUUGUUCUUGAAUAUUAAAAAGAGGACAUCUUCUUGUGAUAUUGUCCAUAUUAUUAUUGUUGUUGCUGCUGCUGUUGUUAUUUAUAUGUCAUCAAUAAACACA